Molecule: messenger RNA, 399 nt
Organism: Cavenderia fasciculata
Lineage: Eukaryota; Evosea; Eumycetozoa; Acytosteliales; Cavenderiaceae
Exons: 2
Coding region: 1-399 (132 amino acids)
Source: RefSeq, a predicted model, not a curated record
AUGCAUCAUGUUUUAUCAAGAUCGAUGGUUCAAUGCACUGGAAGUUGGAAUGAUGGAUCAAAUACAAUAGAAUCACAAAAGUCCAACUUUGAAUAUCACUUAAAUUUCUAUCUCUUUCCACGAUCCUCUAUCCAACAUCCUCCAUCCACCAUCCACCAUCCAUCCUCCAUCCUCUAUCCACCAUCCAUCCUCCAUCCUCCAUCCACCAUCCUCUAUCCAACAUCCUCCAUCCACCAUCUAUCCAUCCACCAUCCAACCAUCCUCUAUCCACCACCAUCCACCAACCAUCUAUCUGCCAUCCACCAUCCACCAUCCAUCCUCCAUCCACCAACCAUCAAUCGUAUUGUAUCCAACUGCACAACAGACUCUGAAUUACAAACAAGAGCCAAACAAAUAUAA